Molecule: messenger RNA, 1947 nt
Organism: Magallana angulata
Lineage: Eukaryota; Metazoa; Mollusca; Bivalvia; Ostreida; Ostreidae
Exons: 2
Coding region: 1-1947 (648 amino acids)
Biological process (GO): DNA integration
Molecular function (GO): nucleic acid binding
Source: RefSeq, a predicted model, not a curated record
AUGGAUACCAUUCUUCAGGGUCUGAACAAGGUCGGAUACAUACUUGAUGAUAUCCUUGUAAAUGGAGCAAAUGACUCUGAACAUAAGCAGAUCUUAGAAGCUACACUCCAACGUCUGGAUGAUUAUGGUGUGAAAUUACAGAAAUCUAAGUGUCAGUUUAUGCAGGACCAAGUAGAAUACUUUGCAUUUAUUGUGAGUAAGGAAGGAAUCAAGCCUUCACCAAAGAAGCUAGCAGCAAUUAAUAACCUGGAGGAUCCCAAUUCACAAAAGAAUUACUCACAGAUAGAAAAAGAAGCCCUUGCUAUCAUCUUUGGAGUUACCAAAUUUCACGCGUAUCUAUAUGGGCGGAAAUUUACACUCAUUACCGACCAUAAACCGCUAACCACUAUAUUUGGACCCAAGAAAGGCAUUCCAGUCUUAACAGCUUCUCGACUGCAGAGGUGGGCGAUCCAACUGGCAGCUUACCAGUUUGACAUUAAAUAUCGCACUACUGGAAAACAUCAAAACGCAGAUACCCUUUCACGUUUUCCACUUGCAGAGGAGGGAGAGUCAAGGACAGUAUUUGAUAGAGAGACGGAGUUGAUACACAGAAUACAGCUAAAAAACUUACCUGUGACUGCUGAAAAAGUCGCAGCUGCAACAAAGAAUGACAUUGUCUUGUCUCGUGUGGUGGAAUUUACAAAAAGUGGUUGGCCAAGCUCACAACCAGACCCAAACUUGUUGCCAUUCUAUCGAAUACGCAAUGAAUUAAUUAUUGAAGAUGGAUGUUUACUUCGAGGGAUCAGAGUGGUUAUCCCAGAAAAGUACCGACAAAAUUUAUUGGCGGAGUUACAUGUCUCACAUCCAGGGAUGGUCAGGAUGAAAUCAUUAGCCAGACUUCAUGUAUGGUGGCCCGGUUUGGACUUUGAUAUUGAGACCAAAGUAUCUCGGUGUGACUCCUGUAGGGCUCAAUUACCCAACUUACCUAGAGCUCCAUCCAAUCCGUGGUUAUGGCCAAGUGCACCCUGGAAACGAGUACACAUUGACUACGCUGGACCCUUUAUGCAGCGCAUGUUCCUAAUAGUAGUAGAUGCAUAUUCAAAGUGGAUUGAUGUGGUGAUGAUGACUUCUACUACCUCAGAGAGUACUAUCAAUGCUUUGAGAUACCUGUUUUCUUCAUAUGGGCUACCUGUAGAAAUUAUUUCUGACAAUGGACCCCAAUUUGUGUCCGAGGAAUUUGAAACAUUUUUAAAGGAGAAUGGAAUACGUCACAUUAAGUCUGCACCAUAUCAUCCUGCAUCAAACGGGGAGGCAGAAAGAGCCGUUCGUACUUUUAAACAAGCAAUGAAAAACAUGGCAAGUGAGACGGGAACGUUAAAUCAGAAAUUGGCAGUAUUUUUAUUGUCCUAUCGCACUACUCCGCAUACAACUACCAAUACAACACCAAGUGAGCUGUUCUUCAACAGAAAACUUCGUACAAGACUGGAUGUGGUGAAACCCCAAUUGUCUGACCGUAUCCAUCAGAAAUCACUCCCAGCUGAAAAGAAUACUCGAGAAUUCAAUGUUGGUGAUACUGUCAUGGUGCCUGAUUAUCGCGGAAACAAAGUCUCUUGGAUAAAAGGUACCAUCUCGAGAAGACUGGGACCAGUUACUUACCAUGUGAGUGUUUGUGGUAUGCUGUGGAAACGACAUGUAGAUCAGAUACGUACAUGUGAUGUCAUGUGUGAAUUAAGAGGUUCAGAGCCAGUAAAACCAAGUGUGUUCGACUGCCUGGUUCCCAUAAGUGCACCGUUGAAGAGUGGGGAGGAACCAUUCAACAAUACCGGUGAUGUUCUUAACUCCCAGGAUUCACUGUCAACUGAUCCCUCUACCAGUGAUGACCGCAAACAUAAAAACAUCAGUCCAACACAACCAUGUUAUCCACCUCGUGAACGUCGCAGGCCACAGCGACUAAUCGAACAGUGUUAA